This is a messenger RNA of Melozone crissalis (California towhee), 1373 nucleotides long. It is a transcript of the gene HTR1A, whose product is annotated as 5-hydroxytryptamine receptor 1A. NCBI's taxonomy places the organism in Eukaryota, Metazoa, Chordata, Aves, Passeriformes, Passerellidae. Gene Ontology annotation, biological process: regulation of vasoconstriction; adenylate cyclase-activating adrenergic receptor signaling pathway; regulation of behavior. Gene Ontology annotation, molecular function: G protein-coupled serotonin receptor activity. Gene Ontology annotation, cellular component: plasma membrane. The record is from RefSeq and is a predicted model, not a curated record. Bases 132 to 1370 code for a protein of 412 amino acids. The transcript has a single exon.
UCGGGGGGUGCCCGGCGUGGCGAAACCGCACGGGGCGCCGAUGCCUCCUGCCAGGGAAGCGCACAAGUGACCGGCAUCUCUUCCCAUGUCUGUCUCCUGAAGCGACCCCCCCCCCCCCACCCCCCGCCGGCAUGGAUGUGGCCAACAAUACUACCUCCCCAGCGCGCUCCCCCGAGGGGACAAGCGGCCCCGGCCUCGCCGAGAUGACCCUGGGCUACCAGGUGCUGACCUCCCUGCUCCUGGGCACGCUUAUCCUGUGCGCCGUGAGCGGCAACGCCUGCGUGAUCGCAGCCAUCGCCCUGGAGCGCUCCCUGCAAACCGUGGCCAACUAUUUGAUCGGCUCGCUGGCCGUCACCGACCUCAUGGUGUCCGUGCUGGUGCUGCCCAUGGCGGCCCUCUACCAGGUGCUGAACAAGUGGACGCUGGGGCAGGUCACCUGCGACAUCUUCAUCUCGCUGGACGUGCUUUGCUGCACCUCGUCUAUCCUGCACCUGUGCGCCAUCGCUUUGGACAGGUACUGGGCCAUCACGGACCCCAUUGACUAUGUGAACAAGCGAACUCCCCGGCGGGCGGCCGUGCUCAUCAGCCUGACCUGGCUUAUCGGCUUCUUGAUAUCCAUCCCGCCCAUGCUGGGCUGGAGGACGCCGGAGGACCGCUCGAACCCCGACGCCUGCACCAUCAGCAAGGACCACGGGUACACCAUCUACUCCACCUUCGGCGCCUUCUACAUUCCGCUUCUUCUCAUGCUGGUGCUCUACGGUCGCAUCUUCAAGGCGGCACGGUUUAGGAUCCGCAAGACAGUAAAGAAAGCAGAGAAGAAAAAAAUCGCCGACACCUGCCUCACCCUCUCUCCGGCCACCGCGAAGAAAGGCAACGAGGAGCCCGGCAAGGGCUGGCGGCGGACUGUAGAGCCCAAGCCCGGCGCUUGUGUCAACGGCGCGGUGCGGCAGGGCCAGGACGGGACCGCCCUGGAGAUCAUCGAGGUCCAGCACUGCAACAGUUCCUCCAAGACUCACCUGCCGCUGCCCAGCGAGGCGUACGGCUCCCCACCGCCGCCCUCUUUCGAGAGGCGCAACGAGAAGAACACGGAAGCCAAACGCAGAAUGGCUCUGUCCCGGGAGAGGAAGACUGUCAAGACCCUGGGCAUCAUUAUGGGCACCUUUAUCCUCUGCUGGUUGCCGUUCUUCAUCGUGGCCCUGGUCCUGCCCUUUUGUGACAGUAAGUGCUACAUGCCCGAGUGGCUGGGGGCAGUCAUCAACUGGCUGGGCUACUCCAACUCCCUUCUCAACCCCAUUAUCUAUGCCUAUUUCAACAAAGACUUCCAAAGUGCUUUUAAGAAAAUUAUCAAGUGCAAAUUUUGCCGGCAGUGAAGC